UCUCUGUGAGGCUGUCAGGGCAGGAGUGUGUGUCUUGCAUGUCUCCAGUGGGAACUUUUUUUUCCUUUUUUCUUCCAUACUUGCACCACUCUUUCAAAGUGUUGGACUGUUAAGUGAGAGAGGAGAAAAUAGAGAGAGAGAGAGAGAGAGACAGACCCCCAUGUUGCUGUGAUUUGACUAAACAAACAGCCAUUCUCAGAGCGGUACCUCCUCCCAACGGACUCCUGGGACAGCAGAGAGAAACCUCAGAACAUCUGAGAGAACCGGACAUUUGAAGCAGUGGACCCUGGAGGGACUACAGCUGGAGAACUCUUCUCUCAUUUCCCUUCUCUGGCCGGCUUUUUUUCCCCCUUUUUCUGGGAGGGGGGUCAGAGAGGGAAGACUCAUCCGUGUCUGCAGGAGCGCUCUGAAGAAUAGUGGGGUCACAAGGCAGCCACAAUGAGGAGGCUGAUAGCGUCUGUGCUCCACCUGAUGGUCGCUUUGACAGCUUUGGUGCAUUUCUGCCAAGAAGUACACAGCCUGGAGAUCAUCCCUGAUGACAAAGAGUUUGUCCUGGCCCGAGGCUCGUCUCUCACCCUAAUCUGCUCCGGCUCCAGCCAGGCAAACUGGGCGCUUAAGAGGGAAGAUUCAACUGACUACCUGAAUCAGCUAGACGAUACUAUGAAAUCAAGAUACAAAUUCUUUGAACUUGAUGCCACGUCGGUUGCUCUGAACCUAACAAGUGUGAAUUGGAAUCAUACUGGUGUGUAUCAGUGCAUUGAUGAUACCUCUGGCGAGAUAAAGGAAGUGGCAGUUUUUGUCCCAGAUCCUGAAGUUUGGUUUGUAAAGAGCACCCACGGCAUGGUGACGAAGAUCAGUGACGAAAGCAUCAUCCCCUGUGUGGCCACCAACCCAAACAUCACUGUCAUCCUGUAUGAGUGGGACACCAAAAGCCCCGUCGAAGGGCAUUAUGUACCGAGUGAGGGGUACAGUGCGCAGCUGGAGGACAGAACAUACGUGUGCCUUGGAGAGCUGAAUGGGGAGGUCAAAGAGUCUCAGGAGUUUAACGUCAUCAGCAUUACAGUGACCGAAGACAUCAACCCUUACAUCAACAGUUCAAAGACGGUCCUGAAGCAGGGCGAGCCGCUGACUAUAAACUGCACGGUGCACGGAGUGGAGCUGGUGUAUUUUUCUUGGGAUAUUCCACACACCGUGGCUGUUAACGUUGAACCACAAAUGUAUUUCUACCCGAAGAUGCACUCCUGUCUGACCUUCCCUCGCACUACGGUGGAGAACAGCGGAAACUACGUGUGCCACGCCCAAGAAGUGGUGGAGGGCAUCACAGCUUCCUCAGGCGUCAACAUCACCGUGCUCGAGCACGGUUUUGUGGCGGUGAAACCUGCUCAGCGGCAAAACAUUUCAGCCAAGCUUCAGGAGAACGUGGAGCUGAGAGUGGACAUUGAGGCCUACCCUCCCCCUCAGGUUCGAUGGACCAAAGACGGGACCACCAUCAAGGGAGACAAAGCUAUCACCGUCAGACAGGAUCAUGAAAUAAGGUAUGUGACCAUUCUCACACUGGUGAGGGUGAGGACUGAGCAGAAUGGCCUCUACACGGUCAUCAUUUCCAAUGGAGACGACAAGAGGGAAGUUCUCUUUGACCUGGAAGUCCGAGUUCCUGCUCAGAUUAAAGACCUGACCGACCAACAUCUCCCAGGGACGAGUGAGGCGGCAAUCUGCGUCGCUGAAGGCCUUCCAGCCCCAACCAUACAGUGGUACAGCUGCGACAGCAUGCUCAAGUGCAGCAACAGGACGGCGGCAUGGCAGCCGCUGAAGCCGCAACCGGACGUGGUGAGCAUCCAAACCGACGUCAGCUACAACCAGGUGCGCAAGGUCAGCGAAGUGAGGAGCAAGGUGACCUUCUACAAGCCUCAGCAGGUCACAGUUCGCUGCGAGGCCGUCAACCAGCCCGGGCUCGUCAGCACGAGGGACAUCAAACUGGUGUCCAGCACCUGGUUCUCCCAGGUGGCAGUGUUGGCUGCUGUUCUGGCCUUAGUGGUCAUUGUCAUCUUGUCCAUAAUCAUCCUCAUCGCUGUCUGGAGGAAGAAACCUCGCUAUGAAAUCAGAUGGAAGGUGAUAGAGUCUGUGAGCCAGGAUGGACAUGAGUACAUUUACGUGGACCCCAUCCAUCUGCCCUAUGACCUGGCGUGGGAGAUGCCCAGAGAAAACCUGGUGCUGGGUCGCACGCUUGGAUCAGGAGCAUUUGGCAGGGUGGUCGAGGCAACUGCCUACGGUCUCACGCAUUCCCACUCCAGCACAAAGGUGGCAGUGAAAAUGCUGAAAUCCACAGCCAGGAGGAGUGAGACUCAGGCCCUGAUGUCUGAGCUGAAGAUCAUGAGUCACCUGGGACCUCACCUCAACAUUGUUAAUCUGCUCGGAGCCUGCACCAAACAUGGCCCUCUCUACCUGGUAACUGAGUACUGUCGCUAUGGUGACCUAGUGGACUACCUGCACAGGAACAAGCACACCUUCCUGCAGCACUACGCUGAGAAGAACCAGGACAGUGGCUGCAUCAUCUCCAGAGGAAGUACCCCUCUCAGCCAGAGAAAAGGUUAUGUGUCCUUUGGAAGUGAGAGCGAUGGAGGAUACAUGGACAUGAGCAAAGAUGAGCCCUCCUUCUACGUGCCUAUGCAGGAACAGCUGGACACCAUUAAAUAUGCAGACAUCCAGCCGUCUCCAUAUGAAUCCCCCUACCAGCAGGACCUCUACCAGGAACAAGGUGGGGGCAGACAGGAUCUGGUGAUUGGCAACUCUCCCACCCUCACCUACGACGAUCUGCUAGGCUUCAGUUACCAGGUUGCAAAGGGAAUGGACUUCCUGGCCUCAAAGAAUUGUGUCCAUCGUGACCUGGCAGCCAGGAAUGUAUUGAUCUGUGAAGGGAAGCUGGUGAAGAUCUGUGACUUUGGCCUGGCCAGAGACAUCAUGCAUGAUUCCAACUACAUCUCCAAAGGCAGCACAUUCCUACCCCUGAAGUGGAUGGCACCGGAAAGUAUAUUCCACAAUUUGUACACCACCCUGAGCGACGUUUGGUCAUACGGCAUUCUUCUUUGGGAAAUUUUCACUCUGGGAGGAACUCCUUACCCUGAUUUGCCCAUGAAUGAAAUCUUCUACAGUGCUUUGAAGAGAGGCUACAGGAUGGCCAAGCCUGCUCACGCCUCUGAUGAAGUGUAUGAAAUCAUGAAGAAGUGUUGGGAUGAGAAAUUUGAGAAGAGGCCCGAGUUCUCCGUCCUGGUGCACAGCGUGGGAAACAUGCUGAUGGACAGCUACAAAAAGAGAUACAACCAAGUGAAUGAAAACUUCCUCAAGAGCGACCACCCUGCCGUGACUCGCACCAAACCCCGGCUCUCCUCUCCAUUUCCAAUUGCCAGCCCAGCCUUCAGCUCUCCCUCUCCUUUCACUCAGUCCUUCCCGGGCCGUCACAGCCAGAGCCCGAGGCCUGGAGACGGCGGGCGCGAGGCGGACACACAGGAAGUCAUCCCUUCAUACAAUGAGUACAUCAUUCCUCUCCCAGACCUAAAGCCGGACGAAGUUUUCACCGAAGUGCCGUCGGAAAGCCCGGCAAGCUCUCUGGCUGUGGAGGAGGAGGCCGACUCCACAUCUCAGGACACGGUAGAAACUCUUCCAGAGGAAGACCGGGUGGAGAACACCAGCGAGAGGGACGCGCUGCUGGGCUCCAUGGGGACGCCUGAGGUAGAAGACAGUUUCCUGUAGCCCUGCGUGGGAAGUCUGAGGAAACCGAGCCCCUUUCUGUAGACUGAGAAGAAACCCAACUAAAACCCGAAAUGUAGCAAAAACUGAGACUGAGAAACAUUCUCUGUAGUUUCACUGAGCUCUCAAAAGCUUCCUCCUUUGAGAGUUUUUGUUUUCUAUCUAAAGUUACAAAUAAUGAAAGUGGUACAAUGUUUCUCACUCUUCUGGGAGCUUGCCAGGAGAAGAAUAAGGUCACAUUCCAACACUAUUAGUUUAACAAAAGUAGUGUUGGUGUUUACUGUAGAUGCCAGUUCUGUCACACUUAGAAAGCUUUAGGCGGUUCAGAUUGUGCUUUAUUAUUGUUGUAACACUAACUGUUUGUCUUUUUGACUGUCUUAUCUGAGACUAUGUGACUUUUUUUUUUUUUUGAGAAGUGGGUUUUAUUGAUAUUUUUUAGCUUUCACAAAGAAAAGUAAUGAGGACCAACCUAAAACAGAACAUUGUCUCACAACAGUGAUUAACACUAAUUUGAAAAGAUGAUAUAGACACUUUAUUAUUAAUUUCCACUUUUAUUUUGAACCUUUUUUGCAUUGGGUACUAUUAGCAACCUUAUUCAUGGUAACAUGUUUAUAAGGUUUCAUUUCAAGAAUCAGAAAUGCAGAAACGUUGGUGCACUGUUUGAAAAUGAUGCGUUUCUUCUUUUUUUUUCCUUUUAUUGGUAGUCAGUGUAUUUUUGUGCCUGAGUCUUUUAACAUCUGAUGUUUUGUUUUUCAUUGUUGUAGGCUCAUGUCAUAGUUUUGUAUCAGGUUGCACUUUACUUAGAGAAAAUGAGGAUAUUUGCAUUAAAGUUAUGUUACUGUGUGAAUGUUAGAAAGCUACAACAUAGAGCCACUAGAGCAUAAAUCUGGGACUAUUUGAUUGAUUCGAAUCAAAUCUAAUAUCUGUGAAAGCAGGGGAAACUCUCAAACAGCAUGACACUGCCUAAGCACAAGAUGGCACACAUGAGUGCCUUUUUAUUGACAGACUUUUUUUUUUUCUCCACAGUUGUUUCUAUAAGGGUUGCUUUUAUGUACAGUAUGUAAAUUCUUAUUAAAAUGUCAAAUUGAUAAAUCAUUUCAGGAUAUUUUUCACCUUUAAUGUGAGAAAUACUCUGGAUGGAUUAUUUAACCAAAAACAAGCAAAUUCAUUAAUUGAAACAGAUAAAAAGAUUUUUGAAAAGUUGCAAUAACCUGGUUGCACACAUGGAAAAUAAACUUCAGCACUCAGUCUCCAUAGAUCUUUGAUAGCUUUUAGCCACUUUCAGUGUUUGUCAAAGAAGCAACACAUUGAGUAUCGCCACCAUGCUCACUGUGAAACAUGGCGGUGGCAGCAUUAUGUGCUCGGGUUACAACUUUUCACAGCCAACCAAACUUAACUAACUUAUUUUUAAGUUAGGUAAAAUAUUGAACAGUACUAUGCACCAAUAAUUUGAGAUAAAUUGGAAUUUUAUCGAUUUAAGCAUGUGUCAGAAUCUCAAAAAGACUUGCUGUGCCAGAAGAAAUUAAAUACCUGGAAUUAUUUAUUGAGAAUUCAGAACUAAAUUUAAGAAAUUUUAAUCUGAAAGAGGGGAAAUAUUAAAUUCCCAGUGUGUGAUAAUAGCAAUAGAAGACUGUGUUGGAAUUAAAUCAAAAGAUGCUUGACCAAGUUGAUGCUUAGUCGUGUGUACAUCUAUGCAACCAGGUUAUCACCGCUCUUUAUUUUUGUUAUGUUUUCUUCAGUUUUAUUUUGUUGGGAUUUUUUGGUGAAAUAAAGGAGAACUUGUCACAAUAAAGGUGAAAAACAUGUAUUUGUCAUGGUUACUUUUUUGUGUCGUAUCACAUUUCAGCAGAGAUGGUUAGACCUUAUUUUAUCCACCAUACCAUGAAAUCCUGAUGUGCACAUAAAAGUAAUACUUUCUGUUGCUUUGGGUAACUUUUGCUACAUUGUGUAUUUUAUCUCAGUACUUAGCGUAGCCAUUUAAAGAACACGUCUUUAUUUCUUGACAGUUUAAAAGCACACAAUCACUAUGUCACAAGCUAUGGUACCAAAGCUCUUGUUAACUUUGACAAAUGUAUUUUCAUAUGUUUUUUUUUUUGUGUGUUCUUGUUUUUUUUUGUAUGCUGUAAAUGUGUCAAUAAAUCAGUGAUAUCACAAUA
Molecule: messenger RNA, 5900 nt
Organism: Poeciliopsis prolifica (blackstripe livebearer)
Lineage: Eukaryota; Metazoa; Chordata; Actinopteri; Cyprinodontiformes; Poeciliidae
Gene: pdgfrb
Product: platelet-derived growth factor receptor, beta polypeptide
Exons: 23
Coding region: 439-3747 (1102 amino acids)
Biological process (GO): protein phosphorylation; positive regulation of smooth muscle cell migration; cell surface receptor protein tyrosine kinase signaling pathway
Cellular component (GO): signaling receptor complex
Molecular function (GO): platelet-derived growth factor beta-receptor activity; ATP binding; platelet-derived growth factor binding
Source: RefSeq, a predicted model, not a curated record